AUGAAACUCCUCCUGCUGUUCCUGCUCUGUGUUUCCUCCAUUAAAUCCCAGGGCUUCACUGAUUAUGAUGAUGAGGAUGAGAUCCCUAAGCCCAAAAUUCGGGGACACCGACCCGUGGAAAGGCAGGAAGUGACCCCCACGCUCCGACCCGUCGCACCUCCCAUCAGUAAAGGUGGAUACCAGCCCCGGCCCACAAAGGCGGCGAAGAGAGGGGACAGAAAAGAACAAAUCACCUACCCUGACGCUGGUGGCUGCAAGCACCCUCUGGAUGAGCUGGGAGUGCUGUGCCCAACUGGAUGUGAGCUGCAAACUGCACUAGUAAAACAGGAAAAAAGUGUGAAGGGAGUUGUUUGGGGUCUAAAGGAAAAAGUGAGCAAGCUGCAUGAAGACUCUACAACUUUCUAUGAAUAUGUGACUGUUCUAGAUGAUAAAUUGGCAAAGAGGCAAAAACAAAGAAAAGACAAUGAUGAUGUAUUUUCUCAGUUCAACACAGAAGUGGAAUUGCAUUAUAAUUAUAUAAAGGAUAAUCUGGACAAUAGCAUCCCAUCUAGCCUCAGGGUCCUUCGUGCAGUUGUGGAUUCUUUACACAAAAAGAUCCAAAAACUGGAAAAUGCCAUUGCAACCCAGGUGGACUACUGCCGUUCCCCGUGUGUUGUUUCCUGUAAUAUUCCAGUGGUUUCAGGCAAAGAAUGUGAGGAUAUUAUCAGAAAGGGAGGUGAGACAUCUGAAAUGUACCUCAUCCAGCCAGAUCCAUUCAUCAAACCAUACAGAGUAUACUGUGACAUGGAAACAGAUAAUGGAGGCUGGACUUUGAUUCAGAACCGCCAGGAUGGCAGUGUUGAUUUUGGAAGAGUAUGGGAUUAUUAUAAAAAAGGAUUUGGAAAUAUUGCAAAGAGUGGAGGGAAGAACUACUGUGACACACCAGGUGAAUAUUGGCUUGGAAAUGACAAGAUUAGCCAGCUUACCAAAAUUGGGCCCACUGAAGUUUUAAUUGAAAUGGAGGACUGGAAUGGUGAUAAAGUAUCAGCUCAUUAUGGAGGUUUCACCAUACAGAAUGAAGGAAACAAGUAUCAGCUUUCAGUUAGUAACUACAAAGGCACUGCAGGCAAUGCCCUGAUGGAAGGAGCUUCACAGCUGCACGGGGAAAACAGGACGAUGACAAUUCACAACGGCAUGUUCUUCAGUACUUAUGACAGAGACAAUGACGGAUGGUUAACAGCAGAUCCAAGAAAACAGUGCUCCAGAGAAGAUGGUGGUGGAUGGUGGUACAACCGCUGCCACUCAGCCAAUCCCAAUGGCAGAUAUUACUGGGGAGGGACCUACAGCUGGGAUAUGGCAAAACAUGGUACAGAUGAUGGCAUUGUAUGGAUGAAUUGGAAAGGGUCGUGGUAUUCAUUGAAGAAGAUGAGCAUGAAAAUCAGGCCAUAUUUCCCACAUUAACCACUAUCAAAAUGUACAGAAUUAGGGAUUUUCUUUUAAUAUUUGUACAUGGUUAUAUUUUUAGCCAUAGUAGUCAGGAUUGUCUUUGCAUAUGAGAGCCAAAUACAUAUGUACAAGCAUAUUGUGACCUAAAGUGAAAAACCACAUCAACUGUAAAUCGAAAUCUGACCAAUGAAAAUAACUCACAACUGUAUUUUGUUCCAUUUGUUAUUUGUCCACAAGACAGAACUGGUACAGAUUAA
Apaloderma vittatum (bar-tailed trogon) is the source of this 1682-nucleotide messenger RNA. RefSeq names its product fibrinogen beta chain (gene FGB). The transcript is spliced from 8 exons. Lineage: Eukaryota; Metazoa; Chordata; Aves; Trogoniformes; Trogonidae. Gene Ontology annotation, biological process: blood coagulation; platelet activation; protein polymerization. Bases 1 to 1440 code for a protein of 479 amino acids. The record is from RefSeq and is a predicted model, not a curated record. Gene Ontology annotation, molecular function: signaling receptor binding. Gene Ontology annotation, cellular component: fibrinogen complex.